CGGGCUGGAUUGAGAAGGAAGUAGCUGAGUUCUGAGCAUUUUUUCCACACCUGGCCAGGGCCACAGUGCACAGCUGUGCCACUGGCUCAGCCCUGCCCCCUGUGGGCCUCUGCCUGUGACUUCCCCCCAUCUCUCCAGGGAGAUGCUGUCCCGUGGUACAAGUGAGUUCCCUCAAGGGGUCGGCCGCGCCCCUUCCUGUCCCCGCCCUGCCGGCUGCCCCAGGCCAGUGGAGAGGCAGCACCAGAACCAGGACCGUCAGGGGUGGCAAGGUGGCCUGGCACCUACAGUUGGGUCUGAGGCUUAGCCCCAGCGUCCUUCCUGCCCAGGCUAGGCUGCGCCACCUCAUUCUCUACACCUCUUUCCUCUCCGGGAGCCCCCAGGAUGGUGAGGUGGUUUCACCGAGACCUCAGUGGGCUGGAUGCCGAGACCCUUCUCAAGGGCCGGGGUGUCCAUGGGAGCUUCCUGGCUCGGCCCAGUCGCAAGAACCAGGGUGACUUCUCUCUUUCUGUCAGGGUGGGGGAUCAGGUGACCCAUAUUAGGAUCCAGAAUUCUGGGGAUUUCUAUGACCUGUAUGGAGGUGAGAAGUUCGCGACACUGACGGAGCUGGUGGAGUACUACACGCAGCAGCAGGGCGUUCUGCAGGACCGCGAUGGCACCAUCAUCCACCUGAAGUAUCCGUUGAACUGUUCCGACCCCACCAGUGAGAGGUGGUACCAUGGCCACAUGUCUGGGGGGCAGGCAGAGACACUGCUGCAGGCCAAGGGUGAGCCCUGGACAUUUCUUGUGCGUGAAAGUCUCAGCCAGCCAGGAGAUUUUGUGCUGUCUGUCCUCAGCGACCAGCCUAAGGCUGGCCCAGGCUCCCCUCUCAAGGUCACCCACAUCAAGGUUAUGUGUGAGGGUGGACGCUACACAGUGGGUGGUUCAGAGACCUUUGACAGCCUCACGGACUUGGUGGAGCAUUUCAAGAAGACGGGGAUUGAGGAGGCCUCAGGUGCCUUUGUCUACCUACGGCAGCCAUACUACGCCACGCGGGUGAAUGCAGCUGAUAUUGAGAACCGGGUCUUGGAACUGAACAAGAAGAAGGAGUCUGAGGACACAGCCAAGGCUGGCUUCUGGGAGGAGUUUGAGAGUCUGCAGAAGCAGGAGGUAAAGAACUUGCACCAGCGGCUAGAGGGGCAGCGGCCAGAGAACAAGGGCAAGAACCGUUACAAGAACAUUCUUCCCUUUGACCACAGCCGAGUGAUCCUGCAGGGACGUGACAGUAACAUUCCUGGGUCAGACUACAUCAAUGCCAACUACGUCAAGAACCAGCUGCUAGGACCUGAUGAGAACACUAAGACCUACAUCGCCAGCCAGGGCUGUCUGGAGGCCACAGUCAACGACUUCUGGCAGAUGGUGUGGCAAGAGAACACCCGCGUCAUAGUCAUGACCACCCGAGAGGUGGAGAAAGGCCGGAACAAAUGUGUUCCAUACUGGCCAGAGGUGGGUACACAGCGUGUUUACGGACUCUACUCUGUGACCAACUGUGGGGAGCAUGACACAGCUGAGUAUAAACGCCGUACCUUGCAGGUCUCCCCACUGGACAAUGGGGACCUGGUUCGGGAGAUCUGGCACUACCAGUAUCUGAGCUGGCCUGACCAUGGGGUCCCUAGCGAGCCUGGAGGUGUCCUCAGCUUCCUGGACCAGAUCAACCAGCGGCAGGAAAGUCUGCCUCAUGCAGGGCCCAUCAUUGUGCACUGUAGCGCGGGCAUCGGCCGCACAGGCACCAUCAUUGUCAUUGAUAUGCUCAUGGAGAACAUCUCUACCAAGGGGCUGGACUGUGACAUCGACAUCCAGAAAACAAUCCAGAUGGUGCGGGCACAGCGCUCAGGCAUGGUGCAGACAGAGGCGCAGUACAAGUUCAUCUAUGUGGCCAUCGCACAGUUCAUCGAGACCACCAAGAAGAAGCUGGAGGUCAUGCAGUCACAGAAGGGCCAGGAAUCGGAGUAUGGGAACAUCACCUAUCCCCUGGCCAUGAAGAAUGCCCAUGCCAAAGCCUCCCGCACCUCCUCCAGACACAAGGAGGAUGUGUAUGAGAACCUGUACAGUAAAAGCAAGAAGGAGGAGAAAGUGAAGAAGCAGCGGUCAGCAGACAAGGAGAAGGGCAAGGGUUCCCUCAAGAGGAAGUGAGCUGGAUGCUGUCCUGAGCAGCCAUGCCUUGGCGGGCCACAUUGAUCCUAUAGAGGUCUCCAGUGGACCCACCCACCGCUGGAACCUCUGAACCCCCUUUUUAUUGUAAUUUAAAUGGUCAUGCCCCCCAACCCUGUAUAUAGCCCAGCAGGCUGAGCCAGGUCCUUCUACUCUUGUAAAUAAAGCUCCUGGGAUCACUGCAAGUGUCUCUAACUCUGAGUGCCUUGUGGGGUGGUCUGGAGGGUGGCUUCUUGAAUACGUGUGGACUCAUGAAAUCUCAGUCUUCAAGGUCAGGUACUUACUUGAUUCCCGACUCUGACUCUGCUUCACACACAGGAGUGUGACUGUGGGGAAGCUUCCUUUUUCUCUCUCUUUUUUCUUUCUU
This is a messenger RNA of Nycticebus coucang (slow loris), 2554 nucleotides long. It is a transcript of the gene PTPN6, whose product is annotated as protein tyrosine phosphatase non-receptor type 6. The transcript has 17 exons. The coding region runs from base 382 to 2169 and encodes 595 amino acids. Gene Ontology annotation, biological process: protein dephosphorylation. NCBI's taxonomy places the organism in Eukaryota, Metazoa, Chordata, Mammalia, Primates, Lorisidae. Gene Ontology annotation, molecular function: protein tyrosine phosphatase activity. The record is from RefSeq and is a predicted model, not a curated record.